GUUUAUCCUUCUGCUCAAACUAACCUCAGACUAGCCUCCGUGUCGUACUUCUCAUCUGUUACUCAACUUGAACUUGGACAAACUUUAAGCCCAUUGGUCAGUGUGGGUUUGGUGUGACUGGAGCUGCUGAACAUUUUGGCUCUGCUGUUUCAGAGCGGCUGAAGAACACGUCUGUCAGGAACUCAACAAAACGUCUCCUACUAUCAACAGUAGGCCCAUUUAACCCCUUCUAAUGGAAAAAGCAGGCCCGCUCUCAACUACAAUAGAGGUAGAAGUCGACUGGAGGCAGUGUGAGCGUCUUUUCCUGAACCAAGCUCACACAGUUGGACCAGGGCCAGAUGAACUAUGGUCUUGAUUGGCUGUAUAUAAUUAAAACACAGAGCCUGCUUCUGUUUUUGUGUCCAACACUCGCAGGAGUUCAGGGAGUUACGGAGCACAGUCUUUUCAAAGUUUUUUCUCAAGCUAUUUGGAAUCAACAUGGAUACAACUGGAAAGGUCAUAAAAUGUAAGGCAGCUGUCGCCUGGGAGCCCAACACACCUUUGGUCAUAGAAGAAAUCGAGGUGGCUCCUCCCCAGGUCCAUGAGGUUCGCAUUAAGAUUGUGGCCACUGCAGUGUGCCACACAGACCUGUACCACCUGUAUGAAGGAAUGCACAAAGACGGCUUUCCUGUUGUCCUUGGACAUGAGGCCGCUGGAAUUGUGGAGAGUGUGGGCGCUGAGGUCACCGAAUUCAGACCUGGUGAUAAGGUGAUCCCUGUGUUUCUCUCACAGUGCCGUGAAUGUCGUUUCUGUAAGAGUCCAAAGACAAACCAGUGUGUAAAAGCCUGGAGUGAAAUGCGCAUGGAAGUUAUGUGUCCAGUAGACUCCGGGUUCAGCUGCAAAGGGAAAAAAAUCCUGAAGUUUGGUGGCCUUGGUACUUUUACAGAGUACACUGUGGUUCGACAAAUUAACUUGGCCAAGAUCCACCCUGACGCUCCCCUGGAUAAAGUGUGUCUUAUCGGCUGUGGGAUUUGCACUGGAUACGGAUCAGCUGUGAACACAGCUAAGGUGGAGGAGGGCUCCACUUGUGCUGUGUUUGGUCUGGGAGCUGUGGGUCUUGCUGCAGUUAUGGGCUGUAAGGCGGCAGGAGCCAAGAGGAUUAUUGCUGUGGACACAAACCCUGAGAAGUUUGAGAAAGCCAAGAUUAUUGGAGCCACUGACUUUGUGAACCCCACAGACCACAGCAAACCCAUCCACGAGGUUCUGCAGGAGAUGACAGAUGGAGGAGUGGACUUCUCUAUAGAGUGUGUGGGGAGUGCAUCAGUCAUGCAAAGUGCUCUUCACUCCACAAUCAAGGCUUGGGGGGUGAGUGUGAUCGUGGGCUACACUUUGGUUCAAAACAUCACAGUCCAACCUGUGGACCUUAUUUCUGGGCGCACAUGGAGGGGGGCACUGUUUGGAGGGUUUAAGGGUAAGGAUGGGGUGAUGGAGAUGGUCAAAUGCUACAUGGAAAAGAAGAUGAUGGUGGAUGAGUUUAUUACACACAACAUGGAUCUGGAUAAUGUCAUGGAAGCUGUUGAACUCAUGAAGAAGUCAAAAUGUGUGCGGGCUGUCCUGAAGACCUCUCCACAGUAGAUCCAUAUUACUCACCCCUCAAAUAUAUGUGAAUCAGAUUGUACUCAAGUGACAGUGUAACACAUCACCUGUGUGAUUUCAUGGAAGUAAAGUUAAGUUAAAGCUGUACUUUGGAACUUUCUAAAUAGAGAUAGACAAGUGAAAAAUUAGAGCCAAAUAAACAACAUUUGGAGGCAAGUAGGAGGAGGCCCUCCUCCAGACCAAAUAAAGUCUGGGUUUGUGGAAGCUGACUGUAAGGAUUGUAAGUGCAAUAAAAACCUCAAAAAAAAAGAAAAAUAAAAGCCUUGUUACUGCACUGAAUUGUAUAUUGGUAAUUUCACUCAUUGAUAUUUUCAACAUCCAAAUAUGUAUGGGGCAUAGAUGAAGUAAUUAGAUGGCGAAGCUUGGUGAAGCUGAAUGUAUGGGUUUCAGCAUUCUGUAACAAUUUGAUAUAUUGAAGACCUUUCACUCUUCAAAUUAUUUAGUUUUAACUUGUACAAUUCUACAUCAUUUCAUCAUUUGGAAA
Messenger RNA from Boleophthalmus pectinirostris (great blue-spotted mudskipper), 2119 nucleotides. Its product is annotated as alcohol dehydrogenase 1-like. Gene Ontology annotation, cellular component: cytosol. Gene Ontology annotation, biological process: formaldehyde catabolic process. The record is from RefSeq and is a predicted model, not a curated record. Bases 478 to 1614 code for a protein of 378 amino acids. The transcript has 11 exons. Lineage: Eukaryota; Metazoa; Chordata; Actinopteri; Gobiiformes; Gobiidae. Gene Ontology annotation, molecular function: S-(hydroxymethyl)glutathione dehydrogenase [NAD(P)+] activity; zinc ion binding.